Messenger RNA from Dromaius novaehollandiae (emu), 7478 nucleotides. RefSeq names its product spexin hormone (gene SPX). Gene Ontology annotation, cellular component: cytoplasm. Gene Ontology annotation, molecular function: neuropeptide hormone activity. The record is from RefSeq and is a predicted model, not a curated record. Lineage: Eukaryota; Metazoa; Chordata; Aves; Casuariiformes; Dromaiidae. The coding region runs from base 6182 to 6535 and encodes 117 amino acids. Gene Ontology annotation, biological process: positive regulation of gastro-intestinal system smooth muscle contraction. The transcript is spliced from 7 exons.
GCAUAAGUGAGUUCUUUGUAUCAGUUUGUCUGUUCAGCAGACAAUAUAGAACUUUAGCACCAAGUUAUUUGAAAAUCCUUGGUCCACAUCCUAACUGGCAUAGAAACCUUCAAUUAUGAUGUCCAAUUCUCUGGAGAACUAGAAGCAGUGCGGGGUUAGAAGGGGUGGGGAAAAAAUACUUUCUGAAAUCCUGCUGCUUCCCCAUCCCCACCCAACAUGUUUUUGUAUUUAAAAAAGAAAGAAAAAAAAAAAGUCUGAAGAACUCCUGCACCAGUUGACUAACUCCUUCAAUUAAAGGAAGUGCUAAGCAGCACAAUCCAGUCCAACUUACCUCAAAUUAGAUUUUUAUAAAAACUCUGUGUGUAUACAAGUUAAUUAUUACUUUCAGUCACAUUUGUACCAUGUACUUCCUUACCUAAACCCAUGACUUUAUGUCCAACAGCAACAAUUGCCCAGAUAUUUACCCAAGCUACUUUCUAUAGCUCCAGACAUUAUAAGUUUCCAAUCUCAUUUUGUGGCCUCCCAGCUACAGAGGUCAGCUUAAGAACUGCAGCUUUCCUGAUAGCAUCCUCUGACAGGUUUCCAAAGCUAAGGUUUAAACAAAAAUAUGCUUUCAGAGAAUAUUAGGCUGUCAUUCUGGGCUGCUCUUUGUGGGUACUGGGGGAAAAACAAACAUAAGAUUUUUAGUAUUUCAGUAAGCCUACAAAAGAAGUCUUUCCUUUUACCAGUUAACACAACUAUAGCUAUCACUGCAUAUAUCACCACAUAUGGAGUUUCCCAAGAAACACAUCCUACAAGGUCCUUCAGUUCCAUUUGUGUUUUUAUGAUCUAUUCUCAAGGUGAUGUUUAAACAGAUGUUUCAAAUAAGAUGCGUGGGAGACUAAGUCACAAGAGAUGGAUUUUGCAAGGAUAAAACCCUGGUCUCGCAUGAGAUAUCCAUCACUAUCCUGCAUAUUGCAACCUUUUUUCCCUGAACUGAGUAGCCAUGAGCUUUCAUCACACACUUUCCCACUGCAGACUUCACUCACAGCUCCUCAUGCAGAAGAGAGCAUCUGCUGAAACUUUCGCACUGAGAAACACCAUCCACCAACCAACAUAUUCCUAUGAACGUGAUUGAACCAGAACACAAUUAUAUGACAGGCAUCAGCAACUUGUUUUUUUCCUACAAUUAUAAAGAUUCAGACACAAUGGAAACAAGCAAUACACUUGUAAGUUAGCUAUGGCAUUUAGAACAGCGUCAUAGCUAUAGAUAUAAAAGAAGGUUAUGUGCCAGAUAAAUUUAGCUAGAGUUCCCCAAAACAGAUUUGAAGCCAUAUUUUGUGUUCAGCAUUACAGCUACGUACCUACUUUCUACCAGGCUACUACUUUCAACUCCUUAGCUUUAUAAAAAUAGGGAACAGGGAAACAGUGAAAAGCACAGUGUGUGUUAGUUGUCUAUCCCACAUCAGAAGCAGUAACAGUCCCCAGAGCCUGUAAGCUAAGGGUUUACCUAUACCCAGCAUAACUAUCAAAAUAGUAAUAUCAUAGACCAGCCUUCCGUUAGGAAUAAAGGGAGAGGAAAAAUAAACAGCAGAGUUCACAAGGUGGUGUUUGUGAAAGGGGUAUUGCUGUGGUUGCCUGCAGGGGCAGAGUAUGUGCGGCCAUGACCCAGAAGGGAUUUUCCCCUGCACAGCACAAAGACCAACGUGCCCCCAGAAGGAUAUAGACUUCACUAAACUGUGUCUUUUUAAACCAAGAGAUUGCACAGCAGGAAGCAAAGUGAACAAACCUACCCCACACCCAGAAGUUUAACAUUUAACACAAGAGUCACUCACAUGUAUAAUCUUGUAAUACAAAGAGGAAAACCACAUGCAAGCUUUUAUGAAUCCAGAUUGCCAGUAGAAAAUAAAUACUCAAUGUUUUACUUAAACUGGCUUAAUAAUAAGCUUUCUGCAUGCUAGAAGCUUGGAGUAAGUGUCUCAGAAUUGAUUUUUUCUACCACUGUUUUUGUAAGUAACAACAUUUAUUUUAAUGAACAUGACUUUGGUCACAGGAAUAGUUUUGAAAAAAAGAGAGAAAAAAAAGUAAGAAUCCAAACACAGUUUUUAAGAAGAGAAGUGACUGCUUUUCUUAUUAUAUCUGAUUUAAAAAAUUUACUCCAGGAAGCAAACACCAGGAAAUAGAAGCUAUUUUCUACAUCAGAAAUUCUGAACAUCUUUGUAAAAGAAAAAAAACACUGCAGUUAGAAUUAAGUACAUUCUUUAAGUACAUGGAAGCUUUUCAGCAUAUAUGAGCAAACAAACUUUAAACAAAAUUGAUCCUUUUAACUACACAAUCUUUUUAAACAUUACUUGUGGUUCCUCAUUAAAAAGUAUGCUAAGAACUUAUACUUACAACAGCAAAACAGCAUACAGAAAAACACCACCUAUGCCUCCCUUAGAGAAACAGCACAGACUAACUAAAGCUGUUUUAGCUGUUCCUCUGAGGAAGGCUCACUGAAUGAACUUCAGGACUCAAAUUAGCAGUGGGCUCACUUGCUGGAAAACCAGCUUUACGAGGCACACCUGCUGCUGCCUGCCUCUCAGCUCACAGGCUGAAAGGUGCAAUAAAGUGUAAAUCAAGUGUCAAUCUCCAACUUUUUAGCCCUCCUACUUCUUUUCUUGCUUAUUUCUUGCAGCUGCUAAAUGAAUUUACUGGAAUUUCAGCGCAUCCUGAAGUCUUACUGUGAUCCUAUCCUUAUUUUUAAAUCAGUGAGCAAAAUAAUGAAAUAGCUCACUGCUGUGUAUGAUCUCAGGUACUUGGGAUGUUUCUCACUUCUAUUGGUAGUUCUUUCUUUCUUUCUUUUCCCAAGUGUGCUAAACUUUCAGGCAGUAGCAGAUCUUGCCUAGUUUUUCCUGCAGCAGCUUGAGCAGAGAACUUGGAAACUGUACAGAGAUCUUACAGCAUUUUAAAGUGAGGCAAAAUUUGAAGCAUGUUGGGUUGAUGGUGAAGCAGAGAGUUUCUGUGUUGUUGUCUGCUCUGCACUUGGUUCUGUGAACAAAUAGGUUUUGUCAUAAAAACUGUUAACUCAGCAUUUUUUUUAGUGUUAAAUUCUCAAACAAAUAGGUUUGCGUUUUAACACUGUGGAUCUUUAGGUAUGUUCUGUAUAAAUAAAUGGAAAUAGAAUAGGUCAAUAUAAUGUUGUGCCCAGUAUGUGCUAACCACACAGUGGGGCAGACUUCUCUAAGUACUUGGAGAAAUGCCACCUCUCAGUCUGACACAGGUUAUUUCAGCAAUUCUGGAAAAAAGUAAGAAAUGCUCUUACAGAUGUUUUGCAACUGAAAUCCAAAAUGUGAAAGUGCACUGACAUUCCUGUUCCGUGUUUUGUGGAAAAACUGCUAAAUAAAGGUAAAAACUUCUCAUCACCAUCCAGCAACAUCAACACAGACCAUGGCACUGACAUGAUCAGUUCUGGUUUGACUAGCUGAUAGGUGUUUUUUACUAGACACACUUUCUUCCAGGAAUAAAGCUGAUAAUAAUACAGAGGUAACAAUGCUGAGAUCAAAAAAUCCUACUGAAGAUCUCUUCUCUUCUCUUUUCUCUAUCUUUGGGAGAUUUAUAUAUACAGGAAGAUUUCAGACUUCCUGAUAUGAAGAGAAAACCUCCCACAUUAAACCCAUGUUUUUUCAUAUCCUGACAGGAACAAGUGACCUCUACUCGGGAGGUUCGUCUGGGUGACCCUUGUUCUUUAUGCUGCUGUACAACUGGUGGGGUAGGCACUAUGCAGUCAUGGGGGGCAAAUGAUCCCUCCACUAAAGACCUUACAAUCUAAACUAAGAAAGGUUGAGUAAGAAAUGGGCACAGAGAGAAGUGCUUCACUCAUAAGGUCUGAAAUAUAAACUAGACUCCUGAUACUUACAUUUUGAAUAGUCUCAUUGACAUACUUGGCCUCCUCUUCACAUUCUUUCAAGUGACAAAUGCUACUCACUGCUUUUUGGAGAUGUCUUGAAUUUCGGGGAGUGCAGUUAAGCUGUUAAUUAUUCUGCACAAGCACAAACUCUUGCAAUAUCUCAAAAUAUCUCUGGUAUCUUGUAAUAGCUCUAAAAAUUCAGUAAUAUCUAAUUUAAAAAAUAAUGCUUUUAACAGGUCCUUCCCUUUGUAUUCUUUCACCACAGGUGGAAUCACAGUGUCAUGCAACAACUGAAUCAGACUGUGCUUUUUGUGUUACUUUACUCAUCUUUCAAGAAAUAUCUGUAUCUUGCUGUGAGACCAUGAUUCAAUGAUGUGCGGGAUUUGGCAGCCUGAAUUCCCACCCUCUUCUUUUGCUUGGUGUGCAGUUUAGAUACAUGUGAUUCAGGGCUCAUCUUUGCUGAGCUACAUUGUGUUUUGCCUAGGGCUUCACUGUGGACUGAGAGAGAUAAGCUUUGAUAGACCUGGUUGCAAUGAUUUCCCACCCAUUUCCAGAACGUAAUUGUUAGUCCUAAAAUGUCUGUCAGUUCUGAUAACCUGGUGCAUCAGGUAGAGCUAUUUAUUUGCCCCUAAACAGGACUUCUACCUCUAGAAGCAAGCUUUGUUUCAAACAGCAACUGCAUUUGUUGUUUCAGCAGUGUAACACAGAAAAUACUCUUAUUCUAGUAGGAUUCCUAUUUUCUGCAUGCUGGGACUAAAAUACAUGUUAUUUAAGGGUAAAGUGUUCUUCAUAUACAGGACACAUAGGCAGAUAUUGAAGACAAACAUUUUCAGUUUGACAAGUGUUAAUGAAGCAGAGUUCUUAAGUCACUUAACUUCUCUUGAAAAAUUUCUGAGGUUUCCAGUUUGGCCUUUAACAAUAUCUUCUUCUAUAUAAGUUAUACGUUUUGUACAUAAAUAUGUGUAUUUAUAUAUAAAUAUAUAAAUCCCCUCUCCCCGCAUGGGUAUGCAUGGAUGAGGGCAACAACCCAAAGAAUCUGUUCAUUUUACAGACUUUGCUCGCGCAGGUUGGCCACUUCAUCUCUCAGGUAAAUGGAGCAGGCUGUUUCAGUCACUGACACCUGACUGUCUGAUUAUCACUGAGUUGUUCAGUUUAACUUGCCUUUUUCCUUACUCUCAGUUCUGUCUACUGUUUACAAUGAAAUGUCAGCAUCCAGCUGCUCAGCAACAGCAUGUAUUUCUUUCUAGCUCCAUGGGUGAGACUGUGUGACAAAUGUACUACUCAGCCAAGACGAGAUGACUACAUGCGUAAUGUUUUGCAUAGUUUGUAGCCCUCUAGGUAACUUCCUGACAAAGACAAAAAUCCUCUUUGCCAAGUUCAGGGGGUGGAAGAAAAGGUCAGAUGACUCCUUGGCCUUUGAUGUUUCUGUCAUUACAGAAAGGUAAGCCUUGUGAGGUACGUUCAGCAGUAUCUGCUUCUCUAAAAAGCUGUACAGCUUCUGCUAACGUGCAUUGUAAAUACCUGUACUUAGCUGGUCAGUUCUCUUUUCUAGCCUGAAAGUCAGAGAAAACUGUUUUCCAGGUCUAUUUUUCAGUUAGACUCUUUUUCCUAGUGUCUGCCCCAGACUUUUCCAUUAUUGAAAAAAAAAGUGUACCCUCCUAUGGUUUCAGAAGUAAUACCUCCUCUGUGAUGUUUACAACUUUAAAAUAUUUGUUGAUUUCUAUUAUUUCAUGAUGCUUUUAAAAAUCCUUUACCUUAUAUAACAUUUUUAACUUUUACUUAACAGAUAAACACUUUCUGUCACACAUUCAUUUUUACCCUUCAGAUUUCUUCUCCUCUACCAGUACAUCUCUGAGAACACUAGUGCCUGGACCUGACUGUAGCAGUGAUAACACCACAGUCCUCAAGUAAGAACUCAUCAUCCAUAUUAAUAUCUGCUUCUGACUGAGGUUAUCGAUCAUCUGGCAAGAAGGUGACGUUGUAUUGCAGACGCACUCAUAGAAGUCUCAGGGUUGAUGUUGAUAUAUUCGGAAGGUAUUCACCUGGCUAAUGGGGUGCAUAUUCAAGUGUGUCCACCUUUCAAUCACUUCUCUGACUUCUUGCAAGACUGCGGGUUUCCCUCAGGAGUCAUCAGACCUUCUACUUCUCCAUCUACGGAGCUGACAAGAGAUCCCUUCAGAUUCCUCCGCCCUGCCACAGAAGGGGAGGGAACCUUCACUCUGAAGAUUUAAAAAGGGACCCCCAAAACCACUAGGAGAUCUUGUAACACUCUGUCCCAAGUAAGAAGACUGAAGAUUUGCAACUGAAAUAAGUAUGAAGGGAGUACGUACACUGACAGCAUCUGUGAUGGCCCUAUUCCUUGCAGCAUCCUUCAUAUCUUUCUCCUGGAGUGCUCCUCAGGCCCAUUUCCAAAGGAGAAACUGGACACCUCAGGCUAUGCUCUAUUUAAAGGGUGCACAGGGACGUCGAUUCAUCUCAGAUGAAAGCCAGCAAAAGGAUCUGUAUGACAGAAUGCAGCUUGAAACACGCAGCCAAAACACAAAUCCUUUAUCUCUUCCUGAAGCUGCAGCCCUAUUUCUUAAUUCCUUACAGAAAGCACAAGAAGAAGUUAAAGAAGAAACCAGUGAUCACCCUGGAUACUUGACAGACAAUCUAUCAAAUUGGUGAAAUAUUUCAAAUUUCUUUAGCAUUCAUAUGCUGAAAUCAUGUUUUGUGUGACCAGAAUAUUUCAUUUCUUCCAUCUCCACUUAAGUUCCCAAAGAAUGAUGUAUACAUCCAUUCCAAUAUUUUGAAAACAAACUGAUUAAAAGUUACCAGUUCAACUAAGAAAUCAUUUGCAGUUCCAGUCUUUUUUAGACCAUUUUGCAUGUGCCACCCAAAAUUUAAAAUCUGCUGUACCGUCUUCACUGAAAGGAUGAUUAAAAUUGUCUUUCUAGACAACUAUUUCAUUAAAAGCAAUUUUCAAAGAUCACUGGAAAGCCUUUUACCACUUUCCACCUAGGUCUAUUUUAAAGCCUUUCGAUUUCUGACAUAGACAGACUCCUUCACCACUUAAUUUUUGGCCCUUAUUUUCUUGAUAGUCCAAAUAAGUCACUGAGAUAUUAGAAGAAUCCUGCUAUUCUUGGCAGCAAAGCAGGUGAUUUCUUCUGGGGCAACCUGUCACCACAGAGAAUAGGCAACAGCCCUUACUGAGACUUCAGUGCUGCCCCAGUUACACACAUUCUCAAAUGUAUACCCUGAACAAUCUUAUUGAACAACUUCCACCACAUAAAGACAGCGUGUGGAUAGCUCUUACCAGCAUCAGGGCUUGAUUAAUGACUGUGGUAUACGGUUACUGCUGUUGUCGGGAGAUACAAUACUGCUGAAGCUAGUGGUGGUGCACUAGUUAUGAACCUAGCGUGAUGCAUGAAACAGGCACAUAGAAUAUUCAUUGUAACAUUAUUGUACUUUUUGUGGGUUUAGGUUUUGAGCUGCAAAAUUGGAAUUACACAUAAAUUGGUUAAUUAUCAUUCCAUGCUGAUAAGGAUAUAUUUAACAUUAUUUAUGUAGUUUUGUGGUAUUACUGGAAAGCCUUCUGUAGUUCUCAUGUAAUUAAAAAGUAGCCACAUGA